AUGGGGCGUGCUCAUUUCUCUGGUCGUAAAUUUAAACAUCAAAAGUACAAUACUUUACGAGCUUGUUCAAAUUGUCUGGCCAAUGGUAAAUUUCAACGUUUAGAAGAUAAUCCUAAAAAAAGAGUAGUCAUUAGCAGCAGCAACAACAACAACAACAACAACAACGGGGACCAAAGCAAAGACAACAAUCAUGGAAAAAAUAUGAAAGGAAGAAGUUACCUCAGAAUGUCAAGAAGAAAUCAACAGAAAAGUAAAUCAGUUGUAAUAAGCGCUCAUCCAAAUUAUCUACCUAGAGAUUUAUCGGAUGGACGAAUUGUUGGAGGAGAAGAUAUCGAGAUCGAGGAUGUGCCUUAUCAAGUGAGCGUCCUGGUUCGAGGACGUCAUAAAUGCGGCGGGACUAUAAUAUCGGACUACUGGGUUCUCACAGCGGCUCAUUGUGCUCAAUUUUCCCAACGAAUGUAUUCUGUUCGUGCUGGAACUGUGUGGAAGAACCAGGGCGGAACCAUUUACGAAGUUGACAAAGUGGUUAAUCACGAAAAUUACCGACUAAUAUUCGAUAUUCCAAUGGAUGACAUAGCGCUACUUCGAUUAGCAACACCUUUUGUCUUUGGCGAAGCUUGCCAACCCAUAGAUUUGCCCAAUAAGGGUGAAAAAGUUAAACCCGAAACUCAGACUGUCGUCACUGGAUGGGGCGAUACAAAGAGCUUCCCCUUUAAUGGCCGACUUCAAAUGGUCGUUAUUCCCACAAUUAGCAUCGAAAGUUGUCGAGAAGCUUAUAAUUUUACAAAGAUUCCAGACGAAGGAAGAAUUUGCGCGAUGACUCCAGACGGUGGUAAAGACGCUUGUCAAGGUGAUUCUGGUGGUCCGAUGGUGGUUGAUAAACGGCUUGUAGGGAUCGUAUCUUGGGGCGUUGAAUGCGCUGUUAAAGGAAAUCCCGGAAUUUAUACGGAAUACCGACAAGUAUUACUCAUCGCAACUAUCCUAGCCGUUGGAAUGGUUAACGCAAUUCACUGGUUUCCGAUGAUGAACCCUUUAACUCCUAACGGUCGGAUUGUCGGUGGAGAGCCAAUAGAUAUAAGAGAAGUACCUCAUCAAGUAUCUCUCCAAGCUUACGGCUUUGCUUUCUGCGGUGGUACGAUAGUCGCCGAAGAUUGGGUGCUUACUGCUGCUCAUUGUGCAGUUUAUUCAGCAAGCACAAUUACGGUUCGUGCAGGAACAACAACAAAAGGCAGCGGAGGAACUAUCCACACAGUAUCCAAGAUCAUCACCCACGAAGAUUACACAACAAACCGUUACGGGAUCCCAAUAAAUGACGUCGCACUGAUCAAACUAGCUACGCCCUUCGAAGUCGACGAGUUCCGGCAACCAAUCGACCUCUUUGAAUUCAAAGAAGAAGCUAUCGAGGGUAUUCAAUCGACGAUCACUGGAUGGGGUGCUACUGUUGAAGGUGGUUCUACACCCGACGUUUUGAACACCGUUGAUGUUCCAAUAAUCAACAAAUCAGAAUGUCAUGAUGCCUACAUUUCUUUCGGAGGACUUCCAGAAGGCCAAAUCUGUGCAGCUUAUCCAGAAGGUGGCAAAGACGCUUGCCAGGGUGACUCCGGUGGCCCACUGACUAUUGACGGUCGGCUAGCUGGAAUCGUUUCUUGGGGAAAUGGAUGUGCUCGUCCAGGAUACCCUGGAGUUUACACUGAAGUCGCCAGUUUUCGCGAUUGGAUCGAUAUUAAAAUAUCUACGAUGUAA
Messenger RNA from Cotesia congregata, 1743 nucleotides. Lineage: Eukaryota; Metazoa; Arthropoda; Insecta; Hymenoptera; Braconidae. The record is from the annotation of a GenBank genome assembly.